UGUCAGCAGUGUUAUGUGAAGUUGUUUAAUCUGUUUAUGUUAUUCAGGAAAAAGCACAAUUUAGACUGCUGAAGGAGCAGACAGUCACGCGCCAGUGCUGUGACAGGCAGUGUGAGUGUCAGUUUCAUUACAGUUAACGUUACGCGAGUAGCUAGCUUGCUAGAUAUUCUCUUUUCUGAACACAUUGAUUUUGUGUCAGGUCGAGCAAGAAAACUGUUAAGAUAGGAGGCUAAAUGGCAGACGUUGGACCGUGUGUCAUUCAUUAAAGGUUUGACGUUUUUCCAGUGAACAUUUUAAGUCAACAAGUCAGCUGAAGAUGGCCAGCAGGAAUGCCAGUGAGAGCACCCCUCUUUUGGACAGCAGCUCGGUGACUGUGAACAGGCCUGUGUCAGUGUUCCAGGGCAGAAGACUGGCAUGUGCGACUAUUCUGCUGGCAGAAUCAUUGGAACGAGUGGCAUUCUAUGGCAUCACUUCCAACCUGGUCCUUUUCCUCAACAGUAGCCCAUUUUAUUGGGAGGGAACUCAGGCCAGCCAGGCACCACUGAUGUUCAUGGGGGUUACAUACCUGAUCUCACCAUUUGGUGGCUGGCUGGCUGAUGCAUAUCUGGGAAAGUUCUGGACCAUUGCUGGCAGUUUGAUCCUGUACUUUCUUGGCAUACUGUUUUUCCCUUUUAUCGCAAGUACAGACUCCCAGAAUACCCUGUGUGGUGAUGAAAUGGCAUUUCCAGUGCAACCAGCUGAAUGUUUGAGCACAAACGGUACCCUUCCAAGCAAUGUGACCUGCCCCACACGGGCACCUUACUGUGGGCCAGUGAUCUACACUGCCCUUGUUCUCAUUGCCCUUGGUGUGGGAACAGUGAAAUCAAACAUCACUCCAUUUGGGGCAGACCAGGUAAAAGAUCGUGGCCCAGAGGCCACUCGCAGGUUCUUCAACUGGUUCUACUGGUGCAUCAACCUAGGAGCCAUCUUGUCCCUAGGUGGCGUGGCUUACAUCCAGCAGAACAUCAACUUCCAGUUGGGGUACAUCAUCCCAGCUGUGUGCCUGGGUGUCUCCUUCCUGGUGUUCCUGCUGGGGCGCACAGUCUUCAUCAACAAGCCAGCUGACGGUAGUGCCUUCACUGAUAUGUUCAAGAUCCUGGGUUACGCCUGCUGCACUGCACAGCCCAAAGAGCCCAACCUGCUACGGGCUAAACCGACCAUGCUGGACGGUGCCAAGGUGACAUAUGGAGGGAGAUUCCCAGAGGAGAAGGUGGAGGAGGUGAAAGCAAUGCUUAAAGUUCUCCCGGUGUUCUUUGCUCUUAUCCCAUACUGGACUGUAUACUUUCAGAUGCAGACAACAUAUUUCCUCCAGAGCCUACAUCUAAGGAUUCCUGACACCAGUACAGGCACCAACAGUAGUGACGGAACCCUCCAGAUCACAUUCCGCUUCCCUGCCGCCUGGCUGACAAUGUUCGACGCAGUGCUUAUUCUCAUGCUGAUCCCCCUUAAGGACAAAGUGGUGGACCCCAUCCUCAAACGCAGAGGCCUGCUGCCCUCCUCCCUCAAGAGGAUCGCAGUUGGGAUGUUCUUUGUCAUGUGGUCAGCUGUAGCGGCUGGUAUACUGGAGACAAAACGACUUGAGAUCAUCAAAUCUAAUGGCACCAUUGACCAGGUCUUUGGCGAUGUCAUCUACUACGCAGCAGAUCUGCCCAUAUGGUGGCAGGUGCCUCAGUAUGUGCUCAUCGGAAUCAGCGAAAUCUUUGCCAGCAUCGCAGGUCUGGAGUUUGCCUAUUCAGCCGCCCCCAGGUCCAUGCAGAGUGCCAUCAUGGGACUGUUCUUCUUCUUCUCUGGGAUUGGUUCCUUCGUGGGCUCCGGCCUACUGGCCAUCGUCUCCCUCAAGGGGAUUGGCUGGAUGUCCUCCCACAAGGACUUUGGUAACAUCAAUGACUCCCAGCUCAACUACUACUUCUUCCUGCUAGCUGGGAUCCAGUGUGUUACCCUGCUGGUCUUCCUCAUCGUGUCGGUCAAAUAUGACAAACAGAAGAGUAGUAGAGCAGGAAGCCAAAGGCUGGGUAUCACUCCCUCUUGACCCCAGGACUGAUCCAUGUCCAUCUGACUUCACCCGACCUGCCUUAGUGCAUAGUGGUUCGUGCCAAACACCUCUGUGAUUUGGAAUGGGAUAGAGUUUUUAUUUUUCCUCAAUAAGUUUGUAAGACUAUUACAUUUUAAGGCAACAAAAAAUACGUACCAGUCAAAAGUUUGGACACACCUACUCAUUCAAGGGUUUUUCUUUAUUUUUACUAUUUUCAACAUUGUAGAAUAAUAGUGAAGACAUCAAACUAUGAAAUAACACGUAUGAAAUCAUUUAAUUUAGUAACCAAACAAGUAUUUAAACAAAUAUUUUAGAUUCUUCAAAGUAGCCACCCUUCGCCUUGAUGACAGCUUUGCACACACUUGGCAUUCUCUCAACCAGCUUCACCUGGAAUGCUUUUCCAACAGUCUUGAAGGAGUUCCCACACAUGCUGAGCACUUGUUGGCUGCUUUUCCUGCAAUCUGCGGUCCAACUCAUCCCAAACCAUCUCAAUUUGGUUGAGGUCGGGUGAUUGUGGAGACCAGGUCAUCUGAUGCAGCACUCAUCACUCUCCUUCUUGGUCAAAUAGCGCUUACACAGCCUGGAGGUGUGUUGGAUCAUUGUCCUGUUGAAGAACAAAUGAUAGUCUCACUAAGUGCAAACCAGAUGGGAUGUCGUAUCGCUGCAGAAUGCUGUGGUAGCCAUGCUGGUUAAGUGUGCCUUGAAUUCUAAAUAAAUCACACAGUGUCACCAGUAAACCACACCCAGACCAUCACACCACCUCCUCCAUGCCUCAUGGUGGGAACCACACGUGGAGAUCAUCCGUUCACCUACUAUGUGUCACACAAAGACACAGUGGUUGGAAUCAAGAAUCUCAAAUUUGGACUCAUCAGACCAAAGAACCGAUUUCCAACGGUAUAAUGUCCAUUGCUUGUGUUUCUUGGCCUAAGCAAGUGUCUUAUUUUUAUUGGUGUCCUUUAGUACUGGUUUCUUUGCAUCACUUCGACCAUGAAGGCCUGAUUCACGCAGUCUCCUUUGAACAGUUGUUGAGAUGUCUGUUACUUGAACUCUGAAGCAUUUAUUUGGGCUGCAAUUUCUGAGGCUGGUAACUAAUGAACUUAUCCUCUGCAACAGAGGUAACUCUGGGUAUUCCUUUCCUGUGGUGGUCCUCAUGAGAGCCAGUUUCAUCAUGGCGCUUAAUGGUUUUUGCGACUGCGCUUGAAGAAACUUUCAAAGUUCUUAAUCUUCUGGAUUGACUGACCUUCAUGUCUUAAAGUAAUGAUGGACUGUCAUUUCUCUUUGCUUAUUUGAGCUGUUCUUGGCAAGAUCUUUUACCAAAUAUGGCUAUCUUCUGUAUACCACCCAUACCUUGUCACAACACAACUGAUUGGCUCAAACAGAUUAAGAAGGAAAGAAAUUUGAUAGAUUAACUUAACAAGGCACACCUGUUAAUUGAAAUGCAUUCCAGGUGACUACCUCUUGAAGCUGGUUGAGAGAAUGCCAGAGUGCGUAAAGCGACGUCAAUGCAAUGUGUGGCUACUUUGAAGAAUCUGUUAACAUUUAUUUGGUUUGUUUAACACUUUUUUUUUUUGCUUACUGCAUGAUUCUAUAUGUGUUAUUUCUUUAUAGUUGGGAUGUCUUCACUAUAAUUCUACAAUGUAAAACAUGAAGAAAAGCCCUUGAAUGAGUAGGUGUGUCCAAACUUUUGACUGGUACUGUACAUUUACUGUACACUCACACAUCCUCACAUGAGAACAAGUUCAUCUUAAUGUUUAUUUAUUGUAUAGUAACCUUAUUUAAGUGAUCAUUACUGUGUCUGAACCUGUUCUAUCUGCAGAGGUCAGGUUGCCCUUGAAUACGAAUGGUGUAAUUUAUAAUCAUUUAAACCAAUUAUUUAAUGUAAGCUGCUCAAAUAACUUACUCCUGGUGUCAGAUAAGUAUGGCAUUAUACAACUGAGUGGCCUUUUCACUCUGAUCAUAGAUCAAUGAACAAUUUAAAACAAACCCCCCAGACACACCACUUUGAAAAACCUUAGAGGCUUCAUUGACUUGUUAUUGACUGAUCCGGUUUGUACUUGUUUGUUUGCUCUUAAAGCCUUUCUUCUAGAGGAAUUGUGCCAUAUUCAGACUGUAUUGAACAUUACUCAAAAUUGUGAUUAGGGCCUUGGUGUUUGACAUUUGCUAUAUAGCUUCUUUUUUUUAUAUAUUUUUUUUUACUUGUGGUUAUGAUUGACAUGUAUGGGUUAAAUAGAACAGGGGCUUUUACUAACCAUGGUACUAUGUAUUCCGUCUCAUAAUUUUGAACAAUGUCAUGCUGUUCAUAUAUACAUACACUUUGUUUUCAGAUCUAGAGUUGCUUCAAUAUUGAAGGUAUUUAUUGAAUUACAUUUGUCUGCUAAAUCCAUAAAUAAGGCUUAGACUUUUCCACUAUGCAAUGAUUUUAAAUCACUAUUUUAAUCUGAUUACAGAAAAAAACAAUUAUAUAUUAAAUGGAUAUAGUGCCAGCUGUUUCAACUUGUAUACCAUUUUGGUUUAUUUACCAUAAUUUACUCCUAGACUAACCACCCCUAGCCUGCAAAAGCACAACAUGGUGUUCAUGAAACGGGAUGUUCUGGGUCGUUCCACCAAUUUGGUGCCUUUUGGUGUCGUUCCCAGAACACCAUUAUUACAUUACCUGGAAACCUAAUAAGAACCGUAGGGGAAUGUUCUGUGGUGGUUGUUACAGCUAUUGUGCACACGAGUUUAAGGAAUGUUUGGAGGACAUUUCAUUUAAAACAUUUUCUGAAAAACAUUAUUUGAAUGUUUUUGGGAUGUUAUCCUAAUGUUCGAUAAACCACUUAAACUUAAUGGGAAUGUUCGCUAAUGUCCUGGAAAUGUUCCAGGUUUUCUGAGUGUUUUGUUAAACAGCAAGAUCCACAAUGUAUUUUUGUCUGACCCAACAAGUUUUUUUUUUUGUGGGAGUGAUCUGCAUUUUUGCUUUAUCUAGACUUCAGUGCAAGAAGUGAAAGCUGAAAGUAAAGGUAUUUUAUAAACCAAAAUCCACUCCGGGCUCAAGGGAUGUGGAAUAAUGAAUUAUUAAAGACUACCAAUACAAUUGUUCAGAAGUGUUAGCAUACUACUUUGAGAUUUUAUUACAUAGCUGUUUACAGAUUUAUCAGGUAUGUGGCUUGAGUUUACCUUUAGCUAUCACAUUGGAACCACUUACUAACUCAAUGACAGUGGCUGAAAACAACCAUUUUUGUUAUUAUAGUGUUUGUUGGUUGAAUUGUGUGUUUUUGUGGUUUGUUAUUUUUGCCAUUAAAAUCUAUUACAAUCCUUUAAA
Messenger RNA from Salvelinus fontinalis (brook trout), 5372 nucleotides. RefSeq names its product solute carrier family 15 member 4 (gene slc15a4). Gene Ontology annotation, molecular function: transmembrane transporter activity. Lineage: Eukaryota; Metazoa; Chordata; Actinopteri; Salmoniformes; Salmonidae. The transcript has 9 exons. The record is from RefSeq and is a predicted model, not a curated record. Gene Ontology annotation, biological process: oligopeptide transport; transmembrane transport. Gene Ontology annotation, cellular component: membrane. Bases 317 to 2068 code for a protein of 583 amino acids.